ACAAAUGAAUUCAAGUUAUAAAACUGCUUCAAUGUUUUUUAAGUGGAACUUGGAUUACUGGAUACUCAUAGUAUUAUUAUUGCUCGUUGAACUGAAUUUAGGCUUUAAGUUCUCCAUAGUACACAACAAUGAUAUACGAGGCAGAUAUGAUUCUAUCAAGAGCAAAGUAGAAUCUUGUACCAAGGUCGACGAUGAGAGGGGCCUGUGCUUUGGGGGGAUGGCGCGAAUAGCUACAGCUGUGGCCGAGGCGCGAGCUGAGGGUCCAACGAUUUACCUGAAUGCUGGCAAUACCUUUCAAGGCAGUCCCUGGUAUACUUUAUAUAAGGGAGAUCUGGCAGCUGAACUUUUGAAUAUGCUCGAACCAGAUGCAGUGUCUUUUGGCAAUCAUGAGUUUGAUGACAAUGUCGAUGGGUUGAUGCCCUUCUUCAGAAAAGCAAAGUUUCCCAUUGUCUGCACCAAUAUGGACUUCCAGAAGAAUCCAAUAUUACGAAAUGUAACAAAUUUAGUCAAAUCGUUCAUCAUCACUAAAUUCGAAAUGAAAAUUGGAAUCGUGGGCUAUGUAACACCCAAGCCAAUGAAGUCGGUGGCACGGCUUGAAGUGGAGAUACACAAUGAAAUACCAGAUAUUAACGCCGAGGUGAAAAAACUAACCGAUAUGGGUGUUAAGAUCAUAAUUGCCCUCGGAAACUCGGGCUACAAAAAGGAUCAAGAAAUUGCCGAAAAUUGCCUGGGUGUUGACAUCGUCGUCGGUGGACACUCGAAUACCUUUCUAUUCACUGGCUCGCCCCCAGCUGAUGAUAUACCAGAGGGCAAUUAUCCGACUGUGGUGACCAGGUCGAAUGGCCAACAAGUGCCGGUCGUUCAGGCAUAUGGCUUUAGCAAAUAUUUGGGCAAACUUGAUGUCGAGUUUGACAGUGGCGGAUAUCUGAUAAAAUAUACGGGCGCGCCCAUACUGUUGGAUGAUUCGAUACAGCACGAUGCUAGAGUGGACUCUAUGUUGGCCGCAAAGCGAGAUGCAAUAGACAAGCUUGAUGAAAACAUUGUUGGGUCCACAAAGGUGCUGCUCAAUGGAGAUCCUGCCGUGUGUCGACAAAGCGAAUGUAAUUUUGGCAGCUUCAUUGCAGAUGCCUUUGUCUACGAACGUGUCAUUGAGAACUACGGCGGGGCCUAUUGGACAGACGCAGCAAUAGCACUAAUUAAUGCGGGAGGAAUACGCGCAAGCAUCGAACCGGGAUCAGAUGGAUCUAUAUCAGAAUUGGAUAUCAUAAAGGCUUUGCCCUAUGGCAAUCAAGUGGUGGUGAGCCGCAUUACUGGCCAAGAUCUUCUCAACGCAUUGGAGUACUCGGCCAGCCUGCGUCACUCCAAAAGAGAUGGGGGAUUUCUGCAGGUCUCUGGUAUUCGAAUGGUCAUCAACUACAAUCUACCCAAGGGAAAGCGCAUCACAAAAGUAAAAGUUCUCUGCGCUCAUUGCCGAAUACCCGAAUAUCUUCCCUUGGACAAGCAGCGACACUAUUGGGUGAUUGUGCCCCGUUAUCUUGUCAACGGUGGCGAUGGUCACAUUUACUUCAAGGACGCCACAGAACCGAAAAUCGAUGAGCUAGAGCUGAUAGAUAGGGAGAUCUUAGCCAAGUACUACAGGGAGCAUAAAGUUGUUUAUCCCAUGAUUGAAGGUCGCAUAAAUAUUGUUGAGAAAAAGCGUAAAUCAAGUGCACCAUCGUUCCGACAGAAAUUUGUCGUAGUUUCCAUUACUGUAAUCACAACAUAUUAUAUUUCUUGAGUUAUAAAUUCGAUUCGAUUUCGUAAUAUACUUGUAU
Drosophila navojoa is the source of this 1814-nucleotide messenger RNA. Its product is annotated as protein 5NUC. Gene Ontology annotation, cellular component: plasma membrane. Gene Ontology annotation, biological process: AMP catabolic process. Gene Ontology annotation, molecular function: hydrolase activity. Lineage: Eukaryota; Metazoa; Arthropoda; Insecta; Diptera; Drosophilidae. The record is from RefSeq and is a predicted model, not a curated record.